UCGGAGCCCACUUCCCGGACGCACCUGAGCUGAACGGCAUCGCGCCGGGCUGCCAGAUUGUCGGCUUCAAGAUUGGCGACACACGGCUCGACGGGAUGGAGACGGGCACCGCGCUCGUCCGCGCGCUCGGCGCCGCCAUCGAACGAGGCGUGCACAUCAUCAACCUCUCGUUCGGCGAGUACGCAAAGGUGGACGACAUCGGACGCUUCACGGCGGCCGCCAACCUCGCCGUCCACAAGCACGGCCUCCUCUUCGUGACUUCGGCGGGCAACAACGGGCCUGCCCUCUCGACGGGCGGUGCGCCCGGCACCUCCUCCUGCUGCAUCGCCGUCGGCGCCUACUGCUCCUCGGCGAUGAUGGGGCCUCAGUACUCGCUCCGCGCCAAGCUCGCCGACAUCCAGUACACUUGGUCCUCCCGCGGACCAACCUAUGACGGCCACCUCAACGUGAGCGUCUCUGCGCCCGGCGGGGCCAUCGCACCCGUCCCCAACUGGACGCUGCAGGGCCGCCAGCUCAUGAACGGGACGUCGAUGGCGUCGCCAAACGCGUGCGGCGGCAUCACGCUCCUGCUGUCUGCGCUCGCGGCGCGCGGCGAGCGCUGGUCGCCCGCGUCGAUCCGGCGCGCCAUCGAGACGACGGCACUUCGCACGCCAAACGCCACGGGCAGCGCGGUCGAGGUCUGGGCGCUCGGGCGCGGGCUGCUGCAGGUUGGCGCGGCGCUGAGCUGGCUCGAGGAGCACGGCGGGCACGCCCACUGUGACGUGCGCUUUGAGCUCAGCGCCACGACGCACGGCUGCUCGACCGCCGCGGGCGCGGGUGCGCGCGGCGUCUACUUACGCGAGCCGCAGCACUCGAGCGCGUCGGAGGUUGGUGUCGACGUCUUCGUGCGCCCGAGGCUGCACGAGGAGGCGCCCAACGCACAGCGCGUCUCCCUCGACGUCGGCGUCACGCUGCAGCCAAGCGCGCCGUGGUUGAGUUGCGCGCCGUUCCUCGCGCUCACGCACGGCGGCAAGGGCUUCAACCUCAAAGUGUCGCCCGGCCAGCUUCCGCCUGGCGCGCACUACGCCGAGGUGGCGGGCCACGACUCGUCUUCGCCGCGGCGCGGCCCGCUCUUCUCGCUCCCCGUCACCGUCUGCAAGCCGCACGCGAACCUCGCCGCGCCGCACGCGCCGUGCCACGUCGCCUUCGAGCGCGUCGCCUUCUCCCCCGGCCACAUCGAGCGCCGCUUCGUCGUCCCGCCGCGGGGCGCGACUUGGGCGACGCUGACGUUGCGCGCUCGGGGGGCGCCGCGCUCGCGCGAGCCGGCGGGCAGCGUGGUCUACAUGUACUCGCUCACGCAGCUGCUGCCACAGAAGCACAUCGGCCAGUCGUCUGAGACCCGGCGCGUCACCAUGGGCGUGCCUGACGAGGCGCAGGGGGCUGGCGCGCCGGCGACGGAGUACGUCUCGACCGUCGCGUGCGUCGGCGGCGUGACGCUGGAGGUUGCGGUGGCGCAGUGGUGGAUGUCGCUCGGCGAGACGGAGCUCGACGUGGAGCAGCUCACGCUCGACGGGCGGACCCUCUUCAGCUCGCUCGAGCUACACUCCUUCCGCCGGACGUCGGUCGAGCCGGAGGGUUCGCUCAAGACGCUGCGCCGCGCGUGCCGCCCGCUCCAGGCGAAGCUCGUCCCGCCCGCCGCUCCGUGCGGCGACGUCGGCAUCGGCGACGCGGGCGUCGGCGGCAAGACGCCGAUCUACGACUACCUCCUCUCGUACAAGUUCGCGCUCAAGGAGGCGUGCGAAGGCGUGACGGUCCGCUUCCCGUCGCUCUCGGCGCAGCUGUACGAGAGCGGGUACGAGGCGCAGCUGUGGGCUCUCUUCGACGCGCACAAGCGGCUGCUGCGCUGGGGCGACUACUACGUGCGGCUCCAGCUGCGGCACGACUCGCCCGCGCAUCUCGAGAAGCUCAAGGACAUGCCGAUGGUGGUUGACCUGCAGAUCGCGCCCGUCGCCCUCUCCUUCCACUGGAGCCGCGCCUCCGCCCUCGACGACCCCGCCGCCGGCCCGAAGCCGCCUCUGCGCCGCCUCCUCGAGCCGCACACACGCGUUGCGCUGCACGUGGCGUCGCCGGCCGCGCCCGCCAUCGCCGAGCCGGGAGACACGCUCCUCGGCUCGGCCACCUUCGCCAAGCUGUCCUCCGAGGGGGUCGGCGCUGGCAAGCGGCCCGGCGGCUGGCCAGUGACGCUGUUCGUCCCGCCGGCCGCCAAGAAGGAGGAGCCGCCCAAGCCGGCGUCCAUGGACAAGGAGGACGAGACGGCGCCGCAUCGGAUGGAGGCGGCGCUGCGCGCGCUCAAGAUCUCGCAGCUGGUCAAGCUGUCGCCAAAGUGCAAGCCGCCAAAGGAGCCGGCCGCCGCUGGCGAGGCUGCGCCGCUGCCGCACGAGGCGGGCGGCGGCGAGGCGGACGAGGAAUUGGCGGCAAGGGGCACCGAUCCUCACGCGUGUGGCGGGGCGCACCUCGAGCACGCAGAGGCCAUGUCGGAGGGGCGGCGGGCCGGCGAGGAGCUGCUGCGCGGAGUGCUCUCGCUGCUCGACGCGACGCAGAUCGCGGCGGCGCUCGGCGUGCCCCACGUCGACCCGGACGACAAGCGCGCCAAGCAGCGGCGCGAGGUGGACGAGGCGCAGAAGAAGGCGCUCGUCGGCGCGCUCCACCUCAAGGCCGCCGCCCUCGCCGACUUGCACAAGGUGGCGGCGGCGGCCGGCGCGGGCGACGGCGCGGGCGACGGCGCGGGCGACGGCGCGGGCGACGGCGCGGACAGCAAGGCGGCACUCGAGGCGCUCGACGCCGCCGUCGCGGCGCUGCAUCGCUGGGCGGCCAAGGAGGAGCACUGGAAGCUGCUCGUCGCGUGGCACCGCGCGCACGGCUACGCAGCGACGGCGCUGGCCGCCCUCGACGAGCACCUCGCCAAGGAGAAGGGGCCGCCGCCAAAGGAGAAGCUCGAGCUGAGGCUCGAGCUGCUACGCGAGCUCGGCUGGCAGCACUGGGUGGACAAUGCGAAGGCGCUGCUCCUGCUCAAGUACCCGCAGAGCUACCCGCCGCCUUUCAACUCCGUGUGAGGCGGGCGCGCGGGUCGCGGGCGGCGGGCGCAUUUUGCGGGUGGCGC
Emiliania huxleyi CCMP1516 is the source of this 3139-nucleotide messenger RNA. RefSeq lists its product as hypothetical. Gene Ontology annotation, molecular function: serine-type endopeptidase activity; tripeptidyl-peptidase activity. NCBI's taxonomy places the organism in Eukaryota, Haptophyta, Isochrysidales, Noelaerhabdaceae. The transcript has 18 exons. Gene Ontology annotation, biological process: proteolysis. Bases 96 to 3092 code for a protein of 998 amino acids. Gene Ontology annotation, cellular component: cytosol. The record is from RefSeq and is a predicted model, not a curated record.